This is a messenger RNA of Striga hermonthica, 843 nucleotides long. The record is from the annotation of a GenBank genome assembly. Lineage: Eukaryota; Viridiplantae; Streptophyta; Magnoliopsida; Lamiales; Orobanchaceae.
AUGGAGUUUUACCUCGAAGAAGGGAAACAACAAAACCCUAAUUGCUCGACUUUGAUUCUGCCGGCAUUAUCGAUAGGAAACGUGGGGCAGCUCGCCGUGGAUCUGUUAAUCUCGUCUCUUAAAGCUGAGAAAAUCGGCUAUUUGGACGAUCCCAACGUACUUCCUUGUGUUGGAAACGACGCUUAUUCCCCGUCGCCUCUUGGGAAGUUAGCUCUCCCACUCGAAGUGUAUGAAUCUUCUUCGAGUGCAUUGACACUCGUGCAACAGCGGUCUCCAGUUAUUAAGGGUAUGAUGAUGGAAUAUGCUAAGAACAUGGCGAAUUUUGCAGCUGAAAAUGGGAAGAAGCACGUCAUCGUACUCUCCAGCUUGGAUUUUGGUCGAUGGAAAAACAUCAAUAUGUCUAGCGGCUUGCAGAUAUACUACUUAUCUAGUUCCAGUGUGGAUGGGGUCGAUGCUGACUGUGAACGACUUGGAUGGAAUAGACUUCAAGGUUACAAUCCUGAUCAAAGAGCAUGGAAAUAUCUCGAUAUGUUAGUGGCAGAUGGGUUCACCCCUGAUGAAGAUUUUCCUUCUGAAGAACUUGGAGAUGAAGAUUAUUAUCCAAGUUUGCCCUUUGCUGCACUCUUUUCCUGCUUUAAGGCUAAAGGUCUAAAAGUUACUUGCGUACUGUGUUUCUGCUCUGAGGGAGACAACAUACCUGAAGCUUUCUCUAUGGCUGAGGCAGCAAGCAUACUUACUGGACUUAGCAAUAAGGAGUUCCUAGGCACUGGUUCCGAUAAGUGGAUUGCGCCAUUCUCCUGGCAGAGUGUGUAUGGGCCCCCAGCAGAUAUGACUCUUUUCUAG